CUUCCCAGUGCAAAUGCAACAGCAGCAAUCCCAUCAAGGCUCUCCGUGGGGAGUUGCUCCGCAAAUCCAAUAUCAACAGCCCACACCCAUGGAGCCAAGUUUUGAUCCUGCCAUUAUCUCUUCUGGUCCUCAGAUGGGCGGUCCGCGUUCUCCUUUCGAGGUUUCACAACCCCAGUUCCAGCAUAACAUCUCUUUCGGGCAGCAGGAGCCUAUGCAGGAGCCGCAGCAAACGACGAACGUAGCUUGGCAGACCCAGGCUUAUCAGCCACAGGAACACUGGGCGCCGUUGCCGCCUCAGCAGCACGUGCCUUCAGUCCCUGAGCCCGAGCCGCCAAUUAAACCUGCCAGCCCCGUGAUUCCUCCUGCACACGAAGCCGUGGAGAUACCAGAAUGGACUGAAGCGCCCUCAAUUACGGACUCCGGGCUAGCAAAUGUUGUGCCAGUCAACUCUCCUCAGGUCCCUGCCCCUAUUGCUCGUCCCCGUGGUGAAUCUCUUGUGCAAGUUCCGAAGCCUACGCCUGCCACCACAGAGCCCAAAAUAGCUGCGCCUUUGCCUGCGCCUCUCAACACUACCUCAGCGUCAACCACCGUCACAGCACCCAUUUCAUCUCCUGUAACAGCUGUAUCUCCUG
Molecule: messenger RNA, 632 nt
Organism: Dacryopinax primogenitus
Lineage: Eukaryota; Fungi; Basidiomycota; Dacrymycetes; Dacrymycetales; Dacrymycetaceae
Exons: 1
Source: RefSeq, a predicted model, not a curated record